This is a messenger RNA of Schistosoma bovis, 5307 nucleotides long. Lineage: Eukaryota; Metazoa; Platyhelminthes; Trematoda; Strigeidida; Schistosomatidae. The record is from the annotation of a GenBank genome assembly.
GUUUCAAAUAUAAGCGUUGCGUCUUUACUCAACUGGGCAUUUAGCUAUUGUAAAACCAAUCUCUUUUGGUUGAAAAACAAUCUAAACCCAACAAAUGUUCACUUCACUCAACAAUUCAUUGGAUUUGUAUCUUUGAUAAUGAUUGUUAUGCUGUAAAAAUGAGCUUGGUACCUCCUUCCAUGUAUUGGAGAUUCUAAGGUUUUUCACCCUGGAAAAAUGGAGGAUAAAAGUGGUAGCUAUACACCAGAGAAACUUCGGCAAAUAUUCAACUUUCCGUUUAAGGAAAGAGAAGUGAUUCAUUAUUUUUGUUUUCUUGUCAGUGGGAAGGAGUCACGUCCAGGUUGGAUGAUCCUAACUUUGAAUUACUUAUGCUUUUAUCCUAACGUAUUUGGCACCAAAAUAUGCACGCCCUGGAUUCACAUUACUUCUGUCUUUCAAUCACGAUUGUACAAAACUUGUGUACAAACACGCAACCAAACAUAUCGCUUUGUUAUCCCAGCAGGUUCCGACGAAGCACUUCAUAUGAUUUUACAAUUGGCUAAUUAUGGUGUUAGACAGCUCUUGGUCGAUGACUGUUAUACAAGUUGGUCGCAGUUCGACUUGCACCUAAAAAUUUUACUUACUCAGAACUCGUCCAAUUUACUGGAUAAGUUGGAUGUACUAAUCCGUAGUCAACAUUUUCAAGAUUCGUUUCAUUUACCUGCAUAUGAAAUUAUAGAAACUUCUUUUGAUUGUAAACUGCAACGGUUGGAUAAUACUGAAAGUAUUUCUGGGAAAAUGUUUUUAUCUCCUCAAUUUAUUUGUUACUGUUCGUCGGGUGAAAGCACUAAGAUUAUUCUUCCUCUACGUGAAAUAAUUUCAGCCGAAGAAUUUCCACAAAGGGAUUCAACUUCCACAGGAGGAGUCAUCAUAAUAACAGCUGAUAAACUUGUUUAUAUAUUUACUGGUAUUGUCGGAUCCGAGGAUAUUCUAAAGAAAAUUUGCAAUAAUUUGGAAGUAUCAAGAGGCACUAAAUCUGAACCUUCAGAUGUCAUAACUUCAAUAGCAAGUUCGUUUAACGAUAGUCUAACAGUUAUUAGUUCAUCAAAUACUACUAGUCAGUUAAAUUUUUCAAAUGGAUCCGGAUGCUUCGCUAGUCGUUAUUCUUAUAAUAAUCCUUUCAGCGUAGAUAAUCCUGAUGCUGAAAAUAAACGUUUAGAUGAUUGGAAGGAAUAUUUUGAAGAGUUUGGGUCUGGCAUGUCAAUGUAUCGGAAUGAACGUCUUAAACACCUUGUUUUAAAUGGAUUACCUGAAGGAAAACGAGGAAUUUUAUGGAUGAUUUUAAGUGGAGCUGAAAAUGAGAUGUUUGCCAAUCCAGGCUAUUACGAUAAAUUAAUCAACGGUGUUCAAGGAUGCAAUAAUUUUGUCAAUGAAGAAAUUGAACGAGAUUUACACCGUUCAUUCCCGGAACAUCCUGCGUAUCAUACACCAGAGGGUAUUCAGUCUCUUCGACGAGUUCUUACUGCGUAUGCUUAUCGUAAUCCUAAUGUUGGAUACUGUCAAUCAAUGAAUAUAGUAGCCAGUGUUUUAUUACUGUAUUGUACAGAAGAACAAUCAUUUUGGUUAUUGACAGCAAUCUGUGAACGUUUACUACCUGAUUACUAUGAUAGUCGUGUUGCUGGUGUACGCGUUGAUCAACAAGUACUUCAUGCUUUAGUCGUUGAAUAUAUUCCAGAAUUAAAAUCAGUUUUACAAAUUCCAGUACAAGAUAGUUUGAAAAAUAUUGUCACUUCUGAAUAUAAUAUUGAAUCAAUGGUUGGCGGUUUUUCAACAGCUUCCAAUCAUCAUUAUAUGUGUCAGUCAUUAGGCUCAGAAUUAAUCAGUAUGCUACCAUUAAGCUGGUUCUUGACGUUGUUUUUAAAUACUAUGUCCUUUCAUUGUGCUGUUUACGUUUUGGAUUUUUUCUUUUAUGGUGGAGCUCGUGUUAUUUUCCAAAUAGCAUUAGAUGUACUUCGUCAGCAUACAUCGUUUAUCAAGAAGUCUGUUGAACAAAACGAUGACAGUAGUGUUUUAACUAAACUGAAUGCAUAUUUUAAUAAAUUACGUCAUCAAGAUCAUACAUCAAAUGAAUCUAUAUAUAAUCUGUUGACUUCAGCUGAUCGGAAUUUUAAUAUUACAAAUGAACUUAUCGAUCAGAUGCGUUUACAAUAUAGACCUAAAGUAAUUCAAUCACUUAGUGAUUACACGUCUAAAGAAGUUGCAAGAAGUUUAGAUCGUGAAUGUCCUGGGGAUCUGAUCUUGCUUUUUGAAUGUUACAGAGACCAUUAUAUUCUUUCGAAAUAUGAGCGAAUCCAUCAAAUAGCGCCAGCUAAAACUCAUAGUGAAACAAAUAAUCCAAAUCGUCCAGCUUAUGAUGUUCAUCGUAUUGACGCACGUCAAUUUAAUAGUCUAUUUCAGGGAUUAGUUCCAUGGGGUGCUGCAGCUGAACGUUUAGGCCUUCCAUGCUUUCAUCUACUAGAUCAAGAUGAAGAUAAUCUAAUUAACUUUAAGGUGAGAAAUUGGAAAAAUGUGUAUAUGAAUUUAUCUGACGAAGAUGAGAUAAGUAAAUUUGAAUUAUCCUUUAAUUAGUAUUUUUGAUAAAACUAUACUCUCUUCUGAUGGCCUUAUGUCAUUUUACAGUUGAGAUUGCGAUUACCUAAUUAGAAUAUAGCUUUUGGGAAAAUCGAACGUAAUAAAGCUAACUGUAUAGAAAUUUUUCUAUGAAUCAUAGUGCCAUACUAAGAAAUCAUAUAGAACUUAUGAAGGCUCUCUACUCAGACACUGUUUGUUCGGCCAGGGCUUAUGAGGAACUGUCACUAUAAUUAUCAACUUCAAGCUGUAUUCGUCAUGGUUGUCCACUUGCUCUUUUUUAUUUAAUCCCAUCAUAUAUGUCCUAAAUAUGACAUUUCACCCCUCCAGUUUUUCAGGCGUUCAUUUCCUACCAAGUGGUUCACUUACCAACUUAGAGUACGUUUAUAAAAUGCAAAGUCAUCUGGCCUGUUUGAGAAACAAUCCAUGCAUGUUUGACUCACUUCUCAUCUAAAUCCAAAAUGUUGCUUCAGGUCUGAUGUACAUCAGUGCCCAGACUAACGAUGGUGAAGGAGGUAGUUGAGUGCACUUAACCACUUCACUUAUUUAGGGAUUUUCACCAACUAUGGUGUGAUUGUAUCCGACGAAAUCCGGCCAUGAAUUCAGAAGGCUCAGUUGGUGUUUGCCAACCUGCAUCACUUGUAACGUAGGCGAGAUAUCUGUCUACCUACCAAAGGGGUUUUUUACUUUGUAGCUGCUUCCUUUAUAUUACUUCAUGACUAUGAAAUAUGGACCUUGAAAGCGAUGUGUAGGCUAUAGCAUAUUGGAGUUUGACACUUUUGUAAUUAUCAGUAACGAGAUUUGUGGAGAUUGUAACAUUUUAACAGUUGAAUUCACUUUUGUAUUUGUUCAAUCUUCGUAGAUAAAUAAUUGACAAAUAUUCUAGCGUUUUCUAACAUUUAACGAUAAAUGUAAGAGAUUCUUCAUUAGUUCCAGUGUUUUUUUAGAAAAGAUUCUUUGUCUUACUUUAUUAUGGCCUCAUCAGUUAUGUGGUGGGUUAUAUAUUUCUUGUUUAUGUGUUGCGCUGUGUCCGAUUCUGAUACUGAUACUCAAUUUUCCUAUACACGAAUGUAUACAUAUAUAUAUCCUUUAGGAACGCAAUUCAUUCCUUGAACAGCUAUGUGCACUUAUAGUUUGGAUGAUUUCUUACUAAUCCAAUAUAUUAGUUUUUCACUUAGUUACUUUGUUUUUCAGGCGACGUAUGUCUAACUUUUUCAAUUUCCCCUUUUCUAUGUGUUUAGAGUUUUGUUUGGUUAAUGGAAAGUAUAUGUGGUCAUGAUUUAAAUACAAAACUACGUUUAUUAUUCUUAUUACAUCGAUCUCCUUACUGGGUUACAUCUGAACAAGGAAAUGAAUCCAAGUGCAAUAUACUAGGUGGUAUGCUGCCAUUCAACAAUAUUGAAAGUUGUAAAAAAGAUAGUAAUAAUUCUAUUUCUUGUGAUACAAGUAUUGACAGUUAUCAUAUUUGUUCUAAAUCAGAUUUCGAUACAGUAGAGAUCGGUACAGAUAUUAUUGCUGAGGAGUCUAUAGAACAACACCACACAGCUGAUAAUGAAAAUGAUGAAUUUUCAAAAAGUCAUGUUUCCGGAUAUACUUUAGAAAUUGCACAUGAAAUUCCAAUUGUUAUUCCUGAUCCUUUAGGCUUCAUCAGCAAUAAAUACAGUUCAAAAGAUAUAAGUGAACAGAUUUCACUGAAUUAUAAUCAGUUUCAAUGUUUAACAGAGACAAUACGAGUAAUCGUAGAAAGUGUAGACGAAGAUAAAGAAGAAAUGUUGGAUUCUGUCAAUUGUUUAUUCCUUGAAUUGUUCACACAAGAAUUACAAAAUAUUGAACGGCUUAAUAAUUAUACUUCGACCAGUUCAACUGACAACGUUAGUAUGCAUGGCACGGAAUAUAACGACGGACGUCCUAGUGUUGAAAGUAUGAUUCAGUCAUUUUGGAGAUUGAAAUUAUGUGAUUUUCAGAAAGCUUUCUGGAAACAGGUAUUGUUACGCAACCAUUUCUCCAAAGAACUAUCUAUUGAAAGACAAUGCUCUAAGUUUCGGGAUUGGCUUUAUUGUGGCUAAAAUGGUAUAUCCCUCAACUAUUUGACUGCUUUGGUUCCCUUCUGUGUUCUAAAGUCUCAUUAUCAUUGUAUUUCAAUAUUUCAUCCCUCCACUUCCGUACAGUGGUGUUAAUUCUGUACAAGUUUAUAGAUGUCUUUUUCUGUCUUGUUUUCAUAUUUUUGGUAAAGAAUUUAUUUAUUCACUGUGUAACUAUAAUUUCUAUUGUUUUUAGAUAGUAUCGUUGCAUAAUUUUGUGGCUUCCCUGUUUUUUUUAAAUCAAUAUCCCUCCCCCUCCUUUCAACCCGGUAAUAUUGAUCGCCCUAAAUGAUUUGAUCUUUUUAUAAAUGAAAACUUCAUUUGGCAAAAAUAAGUCUUUCCAAAAUAAAUUUAUUGUCUCUUUUACCAAUGGUAAUAACUAAUGCUUCAUGAUCACAUAUUGUCACAGUAAGUGACAAUAUCUCAGUUCUUUUGUUUUCCUUAUUUUAAUUGUUCAACAUAUGAUCUGAUUAGCUCCCGUUAACUUCCUUGUUAUUUGUUGCACUCUGAUUUUGUUGUCACAGGUGUUUUCUUUGCUGACUUUUUAAAAAAUAAUAUCGUAAAUGUUACAAAUUUCUCGAAUCUCAUUCAGAAAUACUUUAAAUAAAAUUGAUACAGU